AAGGAGUUAAUGCCAUUUGGUCCCUUAAGGAAGAGCAUUAUCCAUGUAACCAACUGUGGGAGUGGAGUAGUAAAAACCCCUAAAAAAACCGAUUGAAACUGGAGGAUCCAUCUUUCCCUCUCUCCUGAUUUGUUGACCAUGAUGAUAGAUGGGCUCUCCAGUGACUGAAGAUUUCUGUUUGUGUACUGAUUUGCCAACAUGUCUGAGGAAGAGCAGUCCCUACCACUUAAUGCAAACUCUUCCUCUUAUGGACUCUCAUUUGGUUCUCUAAGCCCUUCAAAAGAAAAGUACAUAGACCAAGAACCUAAAAAGUUGCUUCCUGAAAUCUUAGUGACAAAAGAAACAGAAGGACUCCCAAACGAAAAAACUCAGGAGUCAGAAUGUCUGAAGCAUGAUGAAAUCAUUCCUUUACAAUCUCCUCUCUCAGCCACUUCAACUUUCAAGGCCUUGCCUUCGUCCUCUUUCUCUUUCUCUCCAGUGAAAAAUACUGGUGUACAAUUGAAAAGUCCAGAACGAAAAACGUCAUCAUUCAUGUCAUUCAAGUCUGAAGAAGGAGACUUCAAAGAAAGAUUGAAAAGUGUCGUGAAAGUAAUAUCAGGGGUGUCAUUUCCCUCCACUUCUUUUUAUACUGAGGAUUCUUCCGGAUCUUCUAUUUAUACCCCAGUUUCAAUACCUGUUCCUGCUAAGCAACUUGAAUCCAGGCUAUUAGAGAUCGAAAAGUCUGUGUCUGUUCACCAUUCAACCCAGACCAAAUGGACGAUUGAUGAUGAAAGUCCUCGGAUAGAUGGCAUUGAAUCAGUGACCAUCAGUUAUGAAAAACUGCCAUCUGAAGGCAUCGAAAUCAGUCCGACACAAAAUCAGUUGCAGACAACAACUACUGAGAGUGUCCAGCCAUCCCCUUCUUUUCUUCAGAAAAAAGAGGAAAGCAACAGUCAAGAAACACCUAGAGAUAAACAGUCAAAACCCCAAGGCAGAAUCCCAUCACCCUCCAGGACGUAUCAGAGUGUAUUUAAGUGUGUACUACGAGAAUUGCUAGAGAAAGAAGAAAAGGAAGGCCUUGAUAUUGACGUGUCCCCAACUGCUCAGCUAAGAGGAGAUACCCGGAAGAAGCUGGCCCACAUGUUUAAAACCAAUUUUGAAAGAUACAAGGAUGUUUUUACACGGAUUCUAAAGAAAAGAAGGACCCACCCGACAGCUAUAACAGAGAAUUCAAAUGUGAUAGACAUAGAAGAAUAUCGUAUAAUCCGAUCUCCAGAGGUAUCUCCUGUGGCCUCUGUCCAUGAACUGGUGGUAAUGGAUGAAGUGUGGUUAGAAGAGGUUACUAAGGCUCAUCGAGGGUUCGGUGUUCCAACAUUUUACAAGGGUCCGAAGGGUAAAGAUUGUGACUCUAAGCCACUCUCCAUUUUCUUUCCAGAUGGGACAGGUCAGAUUUAUUACCCAUCAGGGAAUAUAGCACUGGUUAUCUCACACACAGAAGACUGUGAUGCCUUCACCUACAUGAUUUUCAAAGAUGAAGAAAACUUACACUUGCAGGCCCUCCUCAACAACAUGGGACAUGCUACCUUCUAUGACAAAGAACAGAACAUCCGGAUGUGUCUGGGUUUGAAUUUGGGCUUCUACUUUGAUGCAAAAGGAAGACAGAAGGCCUGGAACUGGUGGGACCCAAAUCAGCAUAUCCACGCACCCCCUCACCAGUCGAUUUACUUUGAUCUCAAUCCAUGCUUUGGUGUCCACGUUAAAACCCAGGAUAAAGUGCUUAUCACCUUCAGUUACUACAAACAAAAAAUCCACUUAAAUCUGGGCACCAAGGUCAAGGUGAAAGACUCUGAGACAGAGAUGAAACUGCAGCACAAGGCGCUCCUGGAAACCCACAAAAUGCAGAAAGAAUUCCAAAAGACAAACAGCCUCCUGCAGAAAAUGAAAGGGCUGAGCUGCCUGACCAAAGUCGACCUGGAGAACUUCAUAAAGGGCUACCCAUCCAUGUCUGCAGUGGAAGAACAUCUGCGGGCUGGAAAGCUCCGCGUACUGUGCCCAGAUCCCAGCAGGGGAUGAGCUGUGUGAUGGUGCAGGCUGGGGCCUGUUGUGGCUUUCUCCACCCUCCUAAGGAAGCCCUCCCUGCCCUCCAUCUGCCAAAGGCCUAAGGCUCGUUGGAGUUGUAGAAUUUGAGGGGCAUUUAAGAUCCAGUCACAGCCUCCUGUAUUUAGUGUAGGGGGGGUGGGGCUUCUGGGGGAUCGGUUUGUUUGUUUUAAAGGUGCUCCAACACAUACAAAUUAACACUCUGCUCUCUUCAGACAGGAUUCAAAGUUAAUCACAAUUUGAAUCUGGGCAGGUAAUGCUAGAGGGCAGCUAGGUAACGCAGUAGAUAGAGUGCCGGGCCUGGAUCAGUAAGACCCAAGUUCAAGUCUGUC
Messenger RNA from Phascolarctos cinereus (koala), 2408 nucleotides. It is a transcript of the gene ERICH6B, whose product is annotated as glutamate rich 6B. Lineage: Eukaryota; Metazoa; Chordata; Mammalia; Diprotodontia; Phascolarctidae. The record is from RefSeq and is a predicted model, not a curated record.